Messenger RNA from Numida meleagris (helmeted guineafowl), 6604 nucleotides. RefSeq names its product G protein-coupled receptor kinase 3 (gene GRK3). The transcript is spliced from 21 exons. Gene Ontology annotation, molecular function: G protein-coupled receptor binding; G protein-coupled receptor kinase activity; ATP binding. Gene Ontology annotation, biological process: protein phosphorylation; regulation of signal transduction; G protein-coupled receptor signaling pathway. NCBI's taxonomy places the organism in Eukaryota, Metazoa, Chordata, Aves, Galliformes, Numididae. The record is from RefSeq and is a predicted model, not a curated record. Bases 16 to 2094 code for a protein of 692 amino acids.
GCUGCUGCUCAGCAGAUGCCUUUGAUCAGGUGUGAAGGGCUGUGCUGCUGCAGUGAGCUCAGCUCCCAGUGCAGCCUGCAGCCCUGCUGGCCAGGUCGGGCUGACCUGUUCCUUUCCAGUUCACAGACUGGGGACUGCAGCAUCCGCAGUGUCAUGCAGAAAUACCUCGAGGAAAGGGGUGAAUUAACCUUCGACAAGAUCUUCCAUCAGAAAAUUGGAUUUUUGCUCUUCAAAGACUAUUGCAUGAAUGAAAUCGAUGAAGCCGUCCCUCAGCUGAAGUUCUACGAAGAGAUCAAAGAGUACGAGAAGCUGGACUCCGAGGAGGAGCGCCUGAGCAGGAGCCGCCAGAUCUACGACACGUACAUCAUGAAGGAGCUGCUCUCCUGCUCCCAUCCUUUCUCCAAACAAGCUGUAGAUCACGUGCAAACGCAUCUAUCCAAGAAGCAAGUGCCAGCCAGCCUCUUCCAGCCAUAUAUAGAAGAAAUCUGUGAUAGCCUCCGAGGAAAAAUAUUCCAAAAAUUUAUGGAAAGUGACAAGUUUACUAGAUUCUGUCAAUGGAAAAAUGUAGAGCUAAAUAUUCAUCUGACCAUGAAUGAUUUUAGUGUACAUAGAAUAAUUGGAAGAGGGGGAUUUGGUGAAGUGUACGGUUGCAGAAAAGCAGACACUGGAAAAAUGUAUGCAAUGAAAUGUUUAGAUAAGAAGAGAAUCAAGAUGAAGCAAGGAGAAACAUUAGCCUUAAAUGAAAGAAUUAUGCUGUCUCUUGUCAGUACGGGAGACUGCCCUUUCAUAGUGUGUAUGACCUAUGCCUUCCACACCCCUGACAAACUUUGUUUCAUUCUGGACCUGAUGAAUGGAGGAGAUUUGCACUACCACCUCUCCCAGCACGGAGUGUUUUCUGAAAAAGAAAUGAGGUUUUAUGCUACUGAAAUCAUCCUGGGCUUAGAACACAUGCACAAUCGCUUCGUGGUGUACCGAGACCUAAAGCCUGCAAAUAUCUUGCUGGAUGAACAUGGGCACGUGAGGAUAUCAGAUCUGGGGCUGGCUUGUGAUUUCUCCAAAAAGAAGCCGCAUGCUAGCGUAGGCACCCACGGAUACAUGGCCCCAGAGGUGCUGCAGAAGGGAACGGCGUAUGACAGCAGUGCAGACUGGUUCUCAUUGGGCUGCAUGCUUUUCAAGCUUCUGAGAGGUCACAGUCCUUUCAGACAGCACAAAACCAAAGAUAAGCACGAGAUCGACCGGAUGACGCUCACCGUGAAUGUGGAGUUACCAGAUUCGUUUUCUCCUGAACUCAAAUCCCUUUUGGAAGGGCUCCUGCAGCGCGACGUUAGCAAGCGGCUUGGAUGCCAAGGGAGAAGUGCACAAGAAGUGAAAGAACAUCCUUUCUUCAAGGGGAUUGAUUGGCAGCAAGUGUAUUUACAAAAGUAUCCUCCCCCACUGAUUCCUCCCCGAGGAGAAGUAAAUGCAGCAGAUGCUUUUGAUAUUGGGUCGUUUGAUGAAGAGGACACUAAAGGCAUUAAGUUGCUCGAUAGUGACCAGGAGUUAUAUAAGAACUUCCCUCUGGUAAUAUCGGAGCGUUGGCAGCAAGAAGUAGCAGAAACUGUUUAUGAUGCAGUAAAUGCAGACACCGAUAAAAUCGAGGCCAGAAAAAGGGCUAAAAAUAAGCAGCUUGGCCACGAGGAAGAUUAUGCACUUGGGAAGGAUUGCAUUAUGCACGGGUACAUGCUGAAGCUGGGGAACCCGUUCUUGACUCAGUGGCAACGGCGUUACUUUUACCUCUUCCCAAACCGACUGGAGUGGCGAGGAGAAGGAGAAUCACGGCAAAACCUAUUGACAAUGGAACAGAUAGUAUCUGUCGAAGAAACGCAAAUUAAAGAUAAGAAAUGCAUCCUGCUGAGAAUUAAAGGAGGAAAGCAGUUUGUCCUGCAGUGCGAGAGCGACCCAGAAUUUGUUCAGUGGAAAAAAGAGCUGACGGAAGCUUUCACUGAGGCACAGAGGUUGCUGCGCCGGGCGCCCAAGUUUCUCAAUAAAUCUCGCUCGACAGUCGUAGAGCUCUCAAAGCCGCCGCUCAGCCACAGGAAUAGCAAUGGUCUGUAGGAGGAAGGGAGAACAAACCUCGCUUAGGGAAAGCUACAGCGUGAACAUGUUGAGUUUCACAGAAUCCUUAUGAAUUACUUUGUGCAGCCCUGGAAGUGGGACGUGCUUAGAAGAAGGAAGAAUUAGAUGUUUACAGCAUGGGAUAAUGUCAGAACACUGACUCUGGAGGUGGUGAAGUCUGGAACAAUGGCAAGUGAAUUCAUGCUCCUAGCAGCGGUGGAAACUCUCACACGUAGAGGCUGCAUUUUGCUCCCGUGCAUCCCCGCACCCCGGCGGUGCCCGGAAUGGUCCGUUACGCUGCAACUACUGAUGGAAGGAAGCUGUUGUCCCUGCAAUACCCUUGUUUGGUGCAUACCAAGCUUGGAAACUGCAAUGGUUUCUGCUAGCUAGGGUUACACGUUGUGUGUAAUACCGACAAAUCCCUCGACUUUGGAAGGAGCUGCAGACUUGCCCUGUUGGAUCACCUUUAACCUGUCGUGUUGCCAUGUCCUUCCCAGCCGUUACUGCUGACUCUAUAAUAACCUUUCUCCAUACUGCUGAUGAUCAACAGUGUGACUCUUAUGCACUUCAAAGUACUGAAUUCUAACUGUCCUGUGGUUUAAAUGUUAUUGCUACUUCAUGGAAACGUUGAACUCCGAUUAUUCACUUGGUUUGUUGUACUCACUAAUAGUAGCUACCACCAUUUUGCUUCUUCUACGUAUAUGCAGUACUAUAACUGACACAAUAGAGUAAUAAUUGGUGAAGAGGAAUUUAUGGUAGCUUCAUCUAGUGCUCUGUUGUAUAAAUUGACUGUUUUAGCACAGUUUUUAACGAGCAGAUUCCUUUUGACAAGUUUACAGUGAACAUAAAGACAGUUCUUUUCCAUUUCAGGUCAACUGCACUUUUUAAGAAUUAAAAAGAAAAUUACUCAAAUCCAAUGCAUUCUAGUGCAUGUGCUGGGUGAAAAGGCCUGGGGACCUCGGUACGUAAUCCGGAUCGCUCUUCAGUUGCGGGACGUGUGGAUGCUUCUCUGUUGUACGCAGCACGUAGCAGUUGUGCCCAUAGCACAGCCAGCCCAGGCUGAGCUCAGGAGGUCGGUGCGUGCGUCGCACGGCUCGGAUGGCAGCAGGGCUUUUCGUUUUUCCAUCCCGGAGAAAACAAAGCGUCCACGCUGCAAAUCAGCCUGGGAGGGCUGAGGAAGGGGCGUAGCAAACGAGCUGAUCCCAGUGGCAGAUCCGUGUGAGUCCUGCUUGAGGCGUCAGUCGUGUCACGUGGAAAGCUCUGAACUUCGCAAAAUGAAGAUAGAAUCUGUCACUGUUAGGCAGCUCGAAGCGUGCGGUGUCAGCCUUUCCCUGGUCGCGGUGGUGUUUUUUUUUACAAGAGUUCUGUCGGGGCUGAAUUGGAGCUUUUUUCUCUUCCUGUAAGCGCCAUAGAAAGCUCUUUCUGCCCCGGGACGGAGGCACAGCUCUCACGGUCCCUGCAGGUGGUGGGAGCUGCCUCUGUAAGGGGAGCUCUUGUGCCCUUACAUGGGAGGGAGCCCCUCACUGCUCCCGUGCUCCCAUGGAAGGAACGAUGCCUUCGGGAAGGGAUCCCUGGGAGCCAGGCGAUAUCUUGGCGCGUGUUUUUCCCAUUUAUAUUUUGAGUUGCUCUGUAAAAGGAGAACAGAGUUCUCUGACCUUGCUGGUAAGCGAUGCUGAGCAUCUCAGCAUCCUCGGGAAGGAGCCGUGGUGGGAUUUACCAAGGGUUGGGAUGGAGAAUCUCAUCACGCUGGCAUUGACUGCGCGCUGGGUGCGUGACGUUCUUCCACCAGUGCCAUGCACGUUUCGUGUGGGUUUGGAAAGAAAGAAAAGAACAUUCCAAUUCUGGUAAACUCAUCUCUCGGCUCUCCCGUAACUCGUUCCCGUUGCCUUAGCUCGUCGUGGGUCCCGUUCAGCUCUUUGCUUUGGUGGCUUCCCACAGCCGCGUGCCGCGCUGGGACCGGAGAGCAGAGCUCUGGCAGGAGGGCAGCGCCGCCCCAGCACCAGGUUGGCACCCACUGACAGCACAGCACCGCCCGGGCCAUGGGUGGGAGCGCUUCGGGAUGAGGUCUGUGGGUGUUUGCACAGAACAUUGCGUUGGGCAGCGAGGACACGAGGCUGCUUUGUAUGCACGGUGACCGUGUCAGCAUGGCUCGUUUUGUUUUUUGUUUUUUUUUGUUCAAGUUCAGGGAGGUAAAGAUAAAAGAAACGAGAGUUUCGGGCAUCAGCAGAGCGAGGUGAAUGAUUAAGCACAGGUUUUUACACCAUCGGUCUGCAAGUCCCUUUAAAAACCGAUCCAGACCGAGGGCUGAGGCACGCAGGGGAACGGUUGCUUACAUUUCAACACAGAGAGUGAGAUGGGAGAUAAACCACGGCGGGCGCCCGCUGACGUCCCCGCAUGCCUCCAGCACUGCAGGGUUUAUCUUUAUCGUCCUCUGGCUCUGGUGGCGUGAGCGGGGAGCGUGAAGGCAGCGGGUUGUGACGCGGCUGCAGGAUUUGGAUGCGUGGUUUGCGCAGGGUUUGGACUCAGGGGCUUUGCUGGCAGACCGCUGGCGUGUCCCAGCACUGCUGGCGUAACUUGGGCGGUUCAGCUUCAAGUGGAGUCAUUAUUUUGCAUAGGCAUGGGACUGCUGAACGAGCUUCCCCAUGCAGCCAAGUGUGGAUGGAGGAGGGACUGCUCUGCAGUGCACAGUGGGAAGUACGUGGCGGUCGUCGUGUCCAUUCAUGCAAGGAAGGAGAUUCCCGUCCUACAGAUGGGAAAUCUGACGAACGUAUUUUGAAAAAGCAUAGUGUUAAUUUUAAUAUUGUAAAAAAAAAAAAAAAAGUAAAUAAAUAAGGAAAAUAUCUAAAAUAUACAGAGAACAUAUGUAUAUCCAAAUGUCCGAAGAAUUUCGAGAUGAUCUACUUUUGUUUCCUGUUGAUUUCUAUCCGUGGUGUACAUACUGUGUGGAUCGAAUCCUGUUGUUAAAUUGUAUUUUUAUUUUGUGUUAAACGAAUCACCACAGAACUCAGCUUUAUUUUGUUUAUGUAAAGGUCGCUACGCUCUGUAGGUAUAAAACCAAGAAUUCUAUUUUAACAAAAAAAAAAAGGGGAAAAAAAAAAAAGAAGAAAGCAUUUUAUAUUAUUUAUUAAAGACGCGUUCCUCCAACUUCUGACAUUCCGCAGAACUUCUGCUCCGUGUGUGUGGCUGGCUGCAGAGCAGCAGGCCCUUUCAGGCAGGAGCUGUCAGCUUUAUUCUGUUUUUCACAUCCCAGCCCUGCCACUUUCAGUGCCACCGCUCCCACUGCCAUUACCAGCACCAUCUCUGAGCGCAACGACUGCAGCACGCCUCGGAAAUCCUUUCCCACCAGCCCUCGCUCUGACUGCUGGCUGUCAUUUCCCCUUUGUCCCGCAGCGUUCUGUUUGUCUCUGCUGGGUCAAACCAGAACGAACGACCCUAAACUGGGGCAAGGGAGGAGGGAUGGUUAAAAGGCUUUUUGAUGGCAAGGGUCAUGAGGGAGCCCGGAGAGACUGUAGGGCGCUGGGGAAGGGGAGGUGAGCAUCAGCUCGGGGCUGUUUGUGCGGUGCUGGUUCGGUGUUGUUCGGAUCCUCGCCGUGUCCGAGCGCUGCUGCUCGCCGGGCCGGGCAGGGGCUGUGCUGGGGACCAGGCUGAGCGCUGCGCUUCUGUCGGCAGCAGAACCCUCCCGGCCCGGCGAGGUACGGAAAUAGCAUCAGCUAGCUCACCAACCAGAAAUAAUCCCGGUUCCCAUCGUGGGCCCUGCAGCGAGAGGAAGACGUUUGUGCGUUAACGGCGCGCGCUUUAGGUUUCCACCCUGUCGCUGUGCACCUGUUUGGGGUUAAAAAUGCCAUCCUGGGGGGUGAUGCGUUGCUUGGGUGGGCAGGGUGCUCUGCCCCGUUGGGCCCUGAGCUCUCAUUGCCUGCUGGCACCGGGAGCUGUGCUGGUGCAGCUGAUCAGAGCCCGGCGUGGGGAGCUGAGCACGUGCCGGAGCCGGGUGCCGUGGGGCUGGGCUGUGCCGUGCUGGCAGAGCCGGCGGCGUGGGCUGCAGCUGUCUGCUCCCGGCUGUUGUAAGGGGAGGGAGCGAGGGAGAGGGCAAAUGAGUCUGAAAAACAGAAUAAAGUGAGAGCGUCCUCUGAGAGGCGUUUCCAUCAGCACUGUUCCAGUGCCUAAAUUCAGUCCUUCCAACAAAGGAGCAGGUUCACGCCGAUAGCUACUAGAGAAAUCCAUUGAAGAGAACCCGUUUUCAAUGUGUAAUUUAAUGGUGAGAAAAGCCAGUAUCUGUAAAUAACUUUAGAUAUUGUUAACUAUGAGGAUCAUGGUUUGUUUUAUGUACUUGGCUCUUUCAUAUUUAUUGUGCAGAGGAGGAGGUUCCCCCGGGCCGUGUGUGCGCCGCACGCGGUUCAUCCCGCCAUUAUUUUUAUUAAAGGAUCAUUUUGGGACAGCUAAGCUGCUUCUGUGUGUUGGUCAACUGCUCUCCUACAACGAGAACCCCAAUAAAAAACAAAACGUCAUCGGA